UUUGGAGCUGGUUAAAGGCCUUUGAAUCAUGCCAACCUCUGUGAUAUCAUUUUAUCAACCCAAAUUUGGGCAGAUUCAUUGCCCAUUCUUUUCCAACAUGUCCAUCCCAAGACACCGAACCCCGCAUAAAGGCAAAGCUGCCGCUGCCAGAUGUUGUCAACGAAGGAUGGACGCUAAACUGGGAGAACAUGAUAGGAAUUACUACACGUUGCUUGGAGUUUCAAUUGAUUCAACUUCUCAACAAAUCAAAGAAGCUUACAGGAAACUCCAAAAGAAAUAUCAUCCUGAUAUUGCAGGUCAAAAGGGUCAUGAUCGUGCCCUGUUGAUGAAUGAGGCCUAUAAGGUUCUCAUGAGUGGGGAUAUGAGGAGACAGUAUAAUGCUUCUAUUGGGUGGUUUCAGAAUUCAUUCGGAAAUGACGCAUCUGGUGUCGAUUAUAGUGUGUGGAAUGGUCCCUUGAGACCCCAAGCACUGUUUGUUGACCAGAAUGCCUAUAUAGGUAUAAUCAUCAUUUUUUUUCAGUACUUGAUCAUGGAUGGACUGCCCUUCAGAGAUCAGACUGAGAAGAAUCACGAAAACCAUCUGUAG
Messenger RNA from Coffea eugenioides, 586 nucleotides. Its product is annotated as chaperone protein dnaJ C76, chloroplastic-like. The transcript is spliced from 4 exons. The coding region runs from base 29 to 586 and encodes 185 amino acids. NCBI's taxonomy places the organism in Eukaryota, Viridiplantae, Streptophyta, Magnoliopsida, Gentianales, Rubiaceae. The record is from RefSeq and is a predicted model, not a curated record.